AGCCGGCCACCACCAUCAGCAAACCAAGGACCAACUCGAAGAGAGACACCAACAAAAGAGACACCAAGAGAGGCACAAAGAGGGGCACCAAGAGAGACACCAAGAGCGACGCAAGAAACAACUGCACCACGGACGCAAUCUGCGAGCGAAGAGACACCGCCCACUAAAACGUUUCCCAAGGGAGACGUCCGCCGACAAGGAACAACUGCAGGACGACCGCGUGUGCCGUCGUUCCGGCCAUUGUACACGGCUGGUGGCACUAGCUUGCGUCUCCCUACUGCAACAUCUGCGCCACCAGUCGCGACAAAGUGGUCCCCGUUUGGUGAUCCCGUCAUGGCGACGAUCAACGAAGAUCCACUGAAGCCGAUGUACGAACUGCUGCAAAGCGUUGAUGAUGAUGAAGAUCAAGAGCUACAACGAGACGAUGUUCCCAGUGCUGUAGCUUCCAACGCUUCAGACCUCGCAAAGGAGUCGCUUGAGCCGCUUCUAGCUGUGCCUACUUUGAAGCUCGAACGUAAUGGGGUCGGCGAUCGACAUGCGACUUGGCAGGCCCAACGCGGUUGUGUCUCGAACCAAGCCACGAACGAUGCUAGCCUGAGCGAGCUGGAAUUUGCAGCCAUGUCUCUCCAAAGCUCCGAGAUUGAGAAAGAACGAUGCACGCAAGCAUCCUUUGUGAAGCCUGCUAGCGAUGAAAAUCCAAAUGCAAGUCACCUCAGCGCGAAGGUUUUGCCGCUGAAAGACGUCGACGGCGGCGAG
Molecule: messenger RNA, 756 nt
Organism: Saprolegnia parasitica CBS 223.65
Lineage: Eukaryota; Oomycota; Saprolegniomycetes; Saprolegniales; Saprolegniaceae
Exons: 1
Source: RefSeq, a predicted model, not a curated record